AGAGAGAGGGAUACAAUGGUAAAAGUGACGGACGGGCACAAGAGAAUAAUAGCUUAUAAAACGAUCACACAAACAGGCACUCGCUUGAUAUCUCUCCCCAUCCUCACCGCUUCAGACGAAACUCUCUUCUCUGAAAAAAAAAACAUAAGAAUUUAUCCGACCAAAGCAGGAGAGAUGGCUAAGCAGAGACGUGUAUUGUCAGUUUCAAGCAACAGGACCAGAGUAUCACCGUACCCACUUCGCUCUUCAAGGACCAAGAAAGAGAAAGAACCUGAGCUGCCUAUCCAGACAGAAGGUCCAAGCCAAUGGGAAGAUGUCCGGUGCGUAAUCUGCCAGGAACCGCCGCACAACGCCGUCCUCCUGCGCUGCUCUUCCUCCUCAACCGGAUGCCGUGCCUACAUGUGCGACACGAGCGCUCGCCACUCCAACUGUUUCAAGCAGUACCGCGCAAAAAACAGGAACCGCUUGACCAAGGCCUUCAACUGUCCUUACUGCAGAGGAGAGGUCCAGGAGACGAUGAAGGUGUCUGGCGCGAUGAGAUAUCUGAACGCUAAACCGAGAGGCUGCGCUUUCGAGGGCUGUGUCUUCUCAGGGAGCUAUUCGCAGCUUAAGAACCACUUGAAAGCUGAGCACCCUGGCUUCACCGGACCCGUGGUGGACCAGAGGAGACAUUUGGCGUGGGAGCAGAUGCAGAGAGCUGCGGAGUACACUGAAGUGAUGACUGCAGCUGGUAUGCCCCGUAAUACUCUUGCUGCUUAUCCGUUGAUUGAGGUGAAUGGAGUAGCGCAUGACCGUAUGCCAUUUAAUCUUCCUCCAAAUCCGGUGAUUCGUCUCAACAUCAAUGGAGUGGAGCAUGAUCAGUUUCCGCACAAUCUUCCUCCUAAUCCGAUGAUUCGUAUUAGUAUCAGUGGAGUGGUGCGUAACCUUUCUUUGGGGGUCAGGUAAAAAGGAGCAGCAAACUGGCUAUGACCAUAGUUCACAAUUGAAGAAUCCUAAUUUGUUUAGGGAACCUAAAGAUUUUGAUUAUUGUUCAAAGUUUUUGAUGUCUCAUAGCUUUUUUCUUCAUGUUUCAAUAGCAUCAGUAAUGUUUUAAAUCGUCAUUA
Molecule: messenger RNA, 1103 nt
Organism: Brassica napus (rape)
Lineage: Eukaryota; Viridiplantae; Streptophyta; Magnoliopsida; Brassicales; Brassicaceae
Exons: 2
Coding region: 16-945 (309 amino acids)
Source: RefSeq, a predicted model, not a curated record